This is a messenger RNA of Acanthaster planci (crown-of-thorns starfish), 3527 nucleotides long. RefSeq lists its product as uncharacterized. Gene Ontology annotation, molecular function: DNA-binding transcription factor activity; sequence-specific DNA binding. Lineage: Eukaryota; Metazoa; Echinodermata; Asteroidea; Valvatida; Acanthasteridae. Gene Ontology annotation, biological process: regulation of DNA-templated transcription. The record is from RefSeq and is a predicted model, not a curated record.
CAGCGUUGCGUACAUUUUAAACAUCGCGUUUAAAUUUUGAGCAGUUUGUAGCGCUGACGCCAGCGCUAUUACCUACGCGUGAACGCUGUCCUAAAGGCUAAACACAUGUCCUUAAAAUUUUGUGACAGUAUUUUUGCAGUCUUUUGGAAGUUUCAUCAUUUGUUCUUUCAUCUGUUCAUGGCAACCGUAAACAUCGGAGGUGCUGGGGAUAACAUGUUGAGUAUUCGACCAGGAAACACUGCGGAACCGACCGGGCAAACUCACGGAGAAGGCAGGGGAAAGAGCGAUCUUGUCCCUGUCAAAUUGGAGCCGAUAACCACCUUAGAAUGCACAAUGGCGGGUGACAACAUGAGCAGCAAAUGCACCAACCCUUCGGCGACACAUAAAGGAAUGCAUAGCCCUUCGGGCACAGCAAGUGAUCAAGAAGAUGGGCCUGUUACGCAGACAUCUAUUGACAUAUCCACUUCAACAGAAGAUAUUCAGAAGGCUACUGUCUCAGAGAAAGCUCAAGAAGUGGUUAGACAAGAUUCCUCAGCAGCUUCUAAUUCUGGUGGACCACUUCAAGCCAAUGAGGCCGCCACCUCUGACAUGCAUUCAGCCCCUCAAGUCACCAUGGAAGCACCACCAGAGGAAGAAAAUAUCCCCCGCCAAGAAAAAAAGGAAGGAUUUGAGUCUCAUCCAGGGUCAAUCAGUAAAGCUGUUGCGGAGACAACUGGCAUGCCUCCUCUCCAAGAAAACCGCUGCGAUACAUCUCCUGAUCUACAGGCCCAAGUACAUGUAUCCAAAGAGGCCAACCAGACCGUCGCAAGCCUGCCAGCAUCCUUGGGAGCUAGUGUCGAGCCAUCAUCCUCCACUACCAGCGACUCCAUAAUGCAAGACCUCGGUUUGUUUGGAAACAACAGUGCUCAUUCCGUCACGGUGGCAAGCUACUGUCAGGUGGAGAAUCUGCAGCCAAGCAUUGGCCGUGCCGGCCAGGCUUCAUCCAGCCUUGGCCUUUUCAGCGGGCUUUCUCAACAGCAAGAAAUCGUGGACUCUCUUCCUGGCAUCAACACUCUGUCUCCAUCCUCUAAUCUGGUGCAUGGUGUGACCGGAAGUCUAAACAGUUAUGCCUCUCAGAGUGAUCUCCCGUCAGGUAACAUGAUGAACAACAUGGUUUAUGCUGCUGUGCCCCUUCAGCAAACAGCAAGUGGAAUGCAGCUUGCUGCAAUCCAUCCAAAUGGCAAUGGCUACAGCCUUGGUCGACCCAAUGGGCCAACCAGACGAGUUCUUCUUCCUCGUGGACGCUCUUCAAGCAACACCCCCAAGGAGAACUCCUUCAAGGAGAGCAUCACUCCACUGACCUACGACAAGCCCAAUGUGGGUCUGGUGCAGCAGAUCAUAGAGGUGUUCCGGGCGACGGGCAAGAAGGAGAUGCAGCCGUGUCAGAUCUAUGACGGCCUCGAAUGCUGCUAUCCAUACUAUCUUCGCAUGAAUCCAAAUAGGAAAAAAAGCUGGAUGAGUUCUGUCCGACACGCACUUACGACUCCCUUUUUCAAAUCCCGACGGGCUGAUGACUCUGAUGGCAAAUUGGCACCUCGCAAGGGCAGCUUCUGGUCCAUCAAUGACAGCUAUGACCCCAAUGCCAAGCCCUCGAAACGCAUCACCCCAGUCAAGCGCCCACUGGGCAGCCCGACUUUUCAGCGGCGCCAGCCCUUGCGGGUCAGCACACAGCAGGCCAACUGGCAGCCCUUUGGUGGCCACAACCAACAGGCCCAGCAGCAUCGUAGCGGGACUCACCACAGUCCCUACAACUACUUCAGCCCCACCAGGGGGAGCUUCUCCCCCAUGGGCCCAUCCAACAUGCCCAUUGUGUACUCCCCAACCCAGGUCUACCAGCCACAGACGCCAACAGCAGCUCUCCUCCCCAAUGGCAAGAUGAUCUACCUGUCUCCUGCAGAUGACGAUUCUGGUUGUCACCAUAAUCAGUCCUUUGGGGGCGGGCGAGAUGUGUACCAGGCAUGGACAGCUGACACCAACAACGCCGCUCCAAACCUGUGGCAGGUCGUCCAAAACCUGGGGAAUGAGCCCUGUAAAGAUCAGACCACUCAAAACCGAUUCUUUGGCGGCACUUCGAGCGGAGGGCAUCAGCAGGCUGCCAGUAACAUGAACUGCAAUAACACAGCUACGGCCGCAAUGAUGGGGUUUGCCAACCAGCAGCAGCAGCAACAGCAGCAACAACAGCAGCAGCUGUUCCAGCAAGCUCAGCUGCAGCAGCAGAUGCAGCAGCAGAUGCAACAGCAGGUGAUCCAACAGUCCCAGCAACAACCCUCCACGGAACCUGAUCCCUUUGCCGUCGCCCUGGAGCUGAGUGAGAUCAAGGGAAAGCACGAGUCGAUAGACAACCCUCCCCUGGACAUCAAGCCGCAACCGGAUGAGGCCACCAACAAUGCCGAGCAGGCAGUCACGGUUGCGAUGACUUGCAGUCCCGAGGAGCCGCAAACCAUCCUCGAGGAAGCAUCCCAAAGCGCUCAGCUUACAGCCAAAGAAGCCAGAGACGAGUCCCAGCAGGGUUGUAGCGAACUCCGCACCAUGGUCUACCACUCGCUGGGUGUCUGCAAUGACCUGGAGGCUAGUCCUGCCGUCAGUGACAUACCUGCUCCCACUCAGCUCAACACAACCCCCGUGAGCCAGUUCAGCACCCUGCCCACAACACAGUACCAGCUCAUCCACUACAGUGGCAGUGACCAACAAUAUGAAGGUAUGGUCAUUUAGAUAACACAGAAUGCCCAAGGAUACAAUUUACGGCCAAUCCAUCUUGUACACGACAUAUGUGUUUUGCCCAUAUAAGAGUUUGAAAAAUUAAGUGAAUGUUACACAAGUAUUCACUUGAGUGAUUUUGAAAACUAGCCUCCCAAGAUGAUUUGUUGUGCUUUAGUCAAAUUUCCUAAUAGCUUCACCUUGGGAAAGAGAUUUGAAAUGGAUCUCCUUAAGAUGCUAGAUUUACUGUACCACACAUUUUGUAGAGGCAAAAACUGCGCAUUUUAGUCAUGAUCACUGUAAUAUUGUUUAGUGUGUGAUCUAUUACACAUGUGCACCAUUGGUGUGUGCAUUGUUGGUACAUUUAUCAUUUUGUUUUAAGUCACACAAGUUACAAUUUGUAUAUAUUAAUUCUGAACUCAAAACAACAUUGAGUUAGUAUUGACUUCCUUGACAAAUUUCGCCUUUUACAUUCCUGGUUUUUAGACUACAUUCCUUUGACAGUUAUGACUUUGAAUUAAUGUAAAUUCUUCUGUUCAAAAAUUUGAGCACGUAUAUUGUAAUAAUUGAUUUCUUCCUUUUUUUAACCCAAAAGUUGAAACUGGUCAUUUGUAAAGAUUUUAUUCUUCGAUGUUUGUUUACAGCUGUUACUUGUACCAAAAUUAUAUAAUAAUUAAUGGAAAAAGAUCUUUUUCCGAAAUAGUUCAGAUAGAAGUUAACUGUUUACAUUUUAUGUAAUUGUCAUCUUGAAAAUAGUUCGCGGUACCCGCUGCUUCAUUUGACUCGGACCG